GUGGAGGCGAGGGUGGGCGAGGGAGGGCGAAGGGUGCUUGUGGCGCGGCGUCGGCCACACCUCGCGCGUGGCUGUGCGCGGGUUGCACCUGAGCCUCUGGCAAUCGGACAGAGGCGGGUCUGUCCAGGAACACUCGUGCACGUGGACCUGCGGGUCGCUGUCUUUGGGGGAGAACUAACUGGGUUGUAAACUAAGCUACCGGGGUUCGCUCCUUGCAGAGGAUGUGGCCCACACCUUUUCAGCAACCAGAGUUGUAAACCGCAGAGAACACUCUUGAAUUUUUUUUUUUAAAAGCUCAACAAGGGGACAGGGUGACAGUAGAUCGCUAUUGCAUUUCAGGCCCCUACCCCACUGGGUAGCAGUGGCCUGUCCCCUCCAAAGACCUUAGAAAUGAAAGUUUUUUUUUUUUCCCUGUCCCUCAGCUGUGUCCGUGAUUCAGUUUCUCUAGGUUUCGUUGAGCCACACGCUGGAUCCUGUGUUUCUCCAUCUACCACACAAGGAAUGUGAGCCUAAUAGUGAGAGAAUCUGAGCAGUGUGUGUUCUCGCUUUGGGAAGUGACCAAGUUCACUCUUGGAUACUAGUUACAAGCCAAGUCAUUAGUGCUGCCUGGAGAAUAGCAAGGGCCUCUGCGAUGGCGGUGCUCUCUCUUCUGUCAGCUACCCUUGGCUACUUCAGAAGCCUGUAUAUAUACUUAGGGCAUCAGCUGAAAUGGUGGAUUGGCUAUCUACAGAGAAAGUUCAAAAGAAACCUCAGUGUGGAGGCAGAAGUAGAUUUACUCAGUUAUUGUGCAAGAGAGUGGAAGGGAGAAACUCCUCGUGCCAGACUGAUGAGGAAGGCCUAUGAGGAGCUGUUCUGGAGGCACCGUAUUAAAUGUGUUCGACCAGUAAAGAGAGACAACUACGAUGCUCUCAGGUCUGUGUUGUUCCAGAUCUUCAGCCAAGGCCUCUCUUUCCCAUCAUGGAUGAAGGAAAAAGACAUCGUUAAGCUUCCUGAAAAACUGCUCUUUUCUCAAGGCUGUAACUGGAUCCAGCAGUACAGUUUCGGGCCUGAGAAGUACACAGGUUCCAACGUGUUUGGAAAGUUACGGAAAUGUGUGGAGUUACUGAAAUUGCAGUGGACUGAGUUUAGUGGGAUGAGAGAUUACCACAAGAGAGGGAGCAUGUGUAACAGCCUCUUCUCCGAUGCCAUCCUGGAGUGUAAACUGUAUGAAGCGUUGAAGUUCCUCAUGCUCUACCAGGUCACAGAAGUGUAUGAGCAAAUGAAGACCAACAAGAUUAUCCCCAGCCUUUUCAGACUCCUGUUUUCCCGGGAGUCCUCAUCGGAUCCUUUGAGCUUCAUGAUGAAUCACCUGAAUUCCAUAGGCGACACGUGUGGUUUGGAUCAGAUUGACAUGUUUAUACUCGGGUAUUCUCUUCACAUAAAGAUAAAAGUGUUCCGACUGUUCAAGUUUAACUCCAGAGACUUUGCAGUCUGCUACCCUGAGGAGCCUCUCAGGGAGUGGCCAGAGAUCUCCCUGCUGACUGAGAAUGACCACCAGUACCACGUUCCCGUCUUUUAAGUCUGCCGUGGACUGAACAUCAGCUCUUCUCAGUGACAGUGGACAUACUUGCAGAAAAGCACUCCUGAAAAACCCACGGUGGUGCUUCAGCCAAGGAGGGCUCCGCAACGGGUGGAAAGAGCCAGGGUGGUUCGUCUUCUGUUUCAGUGAUGUCCUCCAGGGCAGCACACAUUGGUGACUUGGUGUGUUGACUUUGUCCAUUGAGGGAUCUGCUGAGUUGGGGCUUUAAGACGUGGGGAAACUUACUAUGGACAAAAAUUGGAAGUGACACAACCUGAGCAGCAGGAAUUGUUUUUAUCUCUAAUCUUCAUGUUCUUUGGUAAGAAUCUCUCUGUGGAUUUGGAACAAUCAUAAAUAAAUAGGGCAAGUUUUACAAGCAU
Molecule: messenger RNA, 1938 nt
Organism: Mastomys coucha (southern multimammate mouse)
Lineage: Eukaryota; Metazoa; Chordata; Mammalia; Rodentia; Muridae
Gene: Otulinl
Product: OTU deubiquitinase with linear linkage specificity like
Exons: 8
Coding region: 632-1558 (308 amino acids)
Biological process (GO): protein linear deubiquitination
Cellular component (GO): cytoplasm
Molecular function (GO): cysteine-type deubiquitinase activity
Source: RefSeq, a predicted model, not a curated record